GUACCCUGUUUGCGUCGCCAUUUUUGACAGCUGUUGACUGUUGGGCGAAAAGUCGUUAUUUUUCAAGAGUUGAACGGUCGCAAAAACUUUGUUUUCGUAUUUGAUAUUAUUGGAAAUGCGGAUAUUGUUGGAAUUAUAAAUAGUUUGCAUUAUAUUCGGAAAUUAAGGCCGUUAGUGCUACAAAAUGAGUUCAGCAAACUCAGAUUCAGGCCCAAGCAUCACUCUCUCGCUGGUGGCACAAUUCGAUGAUUUGAACCGCUUGAAUAAUGUGCUAAACGAUGGAGCGGCAGAAGAAUGUUUCCUGGCAUUUUUAAAACAAAUAGAAUGGCUGCAAAGCCAGAGGGCGUCAGCUGAGGCAGAAGCAGCUCGGCUCCAAGCUGAGCUGGACGAGGCACAUCGAACCAUAACCAAGUCAGAGACAAAAUUUGCUCAUGUCAGGAAACUACUAGACAGUGAGAAGAGAGAGCGAAAUAUUAUAAUGAAGAAAUAUAAUGAAUUGAGCAAACUGCUAGACAUGGCUCGCGACCUGCUCUUUAAUGAUAACAGAGCCAAGCUGAAUGAUGAGACGCUACAGAAGCUGGCAUUCUUAAAUGGCACCGCUCAACAGGACCACAAUGCCAAGCUCACUGGUGUGCCAGAACUCAAUUCCACAGGUACGCUGCUGUCAGAGAUGUCGUACUCCCGUUCAGAGGACGACUUGGACUUAUCGCUGGCGUCGACGCGUCGCUCGUGGGUGCAGCGCGGCGCGUGGAACGCUCGCGAGAACGUGCCCGCGUCCAAGAAGCGACGCUCGUCAAACUCCUCUGCUACUAAGACAGUGGAGCUGCAGGGUGGCAAGGUGCUGGCCACCGCCACCACGACGCUGACGCUGGAGCGCGCGCCCACCACGCAUGACCUCAAGCCGCCACAGAACUUCCAACCCAUAUCGGAGAGCAGUGACGAGGGUCCGCCGCCACGUAAGUCGUCGGCGCGUAUGUCGGGCAACAUGCAGCCCACGGUCAAGCAGGAGCCUUGCACGCCGAGUGCACCGCCGCGCUCCGACAUAGAGUCUGCGUCGGACAGCCCUGCGGGUGUGGCGAGUGGUGUGAAGCGAGCGGCGUCGGUGAUCUCGGCGGCGUACGGCUCGCCGCGGAACCGUCUGCGGCAGCACUGCUUCGUCGCCAAGAACUUCUACAAGCGCGAGACCUGCGGACCCUGUGGGAACACUAUAAAGUUCGCGAAGUCUGGCCUGAAGUGCGAGAACUGUCGCGCGCAGACGCACCCCGAGUGCCGCGCGCUGCUGCCGCUGCCGUGCGUGCCGCCCGCGCCCGCGCGCCGGCACAACAACCAGGUGGGGUCUAUAGCGGACUACGCGCCGAGCACUCCGCCCAUGGUGCCGGCGCUGCUGGUGCACUGCGUCAACGAGGUGGAGAAGCGGGGCCUCAGCGAGAGGGGCAUCUACCGCAUCAGCGCCACUGAGAAGGAGGUCAAGAGGUUGAAGGAACGUUUCCUAAGCGGUUGCGGCUCGCCGUCACUAACCCAUGAGGAUAUCCACGCGAUAUGCGGCUGCAUCAAGGACUUCCUGCGCGGUCUACAGGAGCCGCUGGUGACUCACGCUCUGUGGUCGGACUUCAUGGCGCUGGCGAGCGUGAGGGAACAGAGCGACGCAGCGGCCGCCGCGCUCCACGCAGUGUCGCAACUGCCGCAACCCAACAGGGACACACUCGCCUUCCUCGUGCUGCAUUUACAGAAAGUAGCCGAAAGCCCCGAGUGUGACAUGCCCAUUCUAAACGUGGCUAAAGUGUUUGGCCCAACAAUAAUAAGCUUUGGCAUUAUGGAUCAAACGCCAGAGAUGUACGCAGCCACUACACAGAUGAUUCAAGCGAUGCAGCUGCUGCUCCAAUUACCGAGCGACUAUUGGUCGCAGUGGGCGUGUCCCAACGCGGAGCUCGGCUCCCCGCACGGCGGCACUAUGACCAAGUCCAGGGGAUUCUUCUUUUCACCAGCGGACACUGGUGUUACGCGGAAGAAGAAACACUACUUCCAGUAUCAGAAAUAGUUAAUUUAGUUUGUUUCGCACUCAUCAUUUAUGUUAACCAGUUUUUGUACAUUGUUAGUUAUUUAAUUAUUUAUCUUUAAGCAUGGAAAUAGUCAUGUUUCCCAAUAUUUUUGACUAACCUGUGUUAUUAUUUAAUAUAUUAUCCAUAUUAGUGGUUAGGAAAUCGUACUAUCCGAAAUAAAUAAUAAUAAAAUAAAAAUCUAUUAUAAUCUUUUCGUUGUUGGGUCAGGGCCGCAUUUAGCGAUAA
Molecule: messenger RNA, 2285 nt
Organism: Manduca sexta (tobacco hornworm)
Lineage: Eukaryota; Metazoa; Arthropoda; Insecta; Lepidoptera; Sphingidae
Product: rac GTPase-activating protein 1-like
Exons: 13
Coding region: 185-2038 (617 amino acids)
Biological process (GO): signal transduction
Source: RefSeq, a predicted model, not a curated record